Messenger RNA from Aureococcus anophagefferens, 663 nucleotides. RefSeq lists its product as hypothetical. Gene Ontology annotation, molecular function: calcium-activated cation channel activity. The transcript has a single exon. The record is from RefSeq and is a predicted model, not a curated record. Lineage: Eukaryota; Pelagophyceae; Pelagomonadales; Pelagomonadaceae. The annotation marks the transcript as partial. Gene Ontology annotation, cellular component: plasma membrane.
CUCAUGCAGGCCUACGCGCCCAUCCUGCUCGUGAAUCUGAUUUUGUGUAUUCUGCCGUUCAUCCUCAUGUUCAUCGGCAAGUACUACGAGCGCUUCAAGUUCACGUCCGAGGUGCAGCAGACCGUGUUCCGGCGCUACCUCAUGUUCGAGCUCGCGAACAUCUGGCUCGCGCUCGUGUCGGGCACGAUCUGGACGCUGCUGGAGCUGCUCGCCGAGGAGCCCGUGACCGUGCUCGAGUACAUCGCGCUCAUCAUGCCCCAGGCCGCGGUCUACUUCGUGGAGAUGAUCAUCAUGAAGCUCAUGCUCGUGCUGCCGUUCGAGAUCUCGCGGCUCUGGCCCUGGUUUAGGAUCGAGUUCGUGCGGCGGUCCUUCAAGGACCGGCUCACGGACCGGGACCUGACCAAGGGCGCCUUCGAGCCGCCGGAGUUCCGCUACGGCUUCCAGUACCCGAGCAAGCUCAUGGUGCUCACCUACGCGUUCGUCUUCGCGGGCAUCGCGCCCAUCGUCUACCCCUUUGCUCUCGUCUUCUUCUACUGCGCCUACUUUGUCUACACGCGCCAGUUCCUGUACGUCUACGUGCCCUACUACGAGGCCGGCGGCGCCUUCUUCGAGAUCAUCAUCUACUCGCUCAUCGGGUCGCUCUUCAGCGGCUGCCUCACGUUC